Molecule: messenger RNA, 4393 nt
Organism: Mytilus californianus (California mussel)
Lineage: Eukaryota; Metazoa; Mollusca; Bivalvia; Mytilida; Mytilidae
Product: solute carrier family 2, facilitated glucose transporter member 3-like
Exons: 12
Coding region: 38-1666 (542 amino acids)
Biological process (GO): monosaccharide transmembrane transport
Cellular component (GO): membrane
Molecular function (GO): hexose transmembrane transporter activity
Source: RefSeq, a predicted model, not a curated record
AACAAUACAAAAUGGAUGAAUCACAAUUUAUUUACAUAUGGAGAAGAGAUGUUUAUUAAGCGACAAAAACGAUGUUUCUGUUGAUCAAAGCAAAUUAACACGUAUUGCAAUCCUUGAAUCUAGUCGAGAAGAACGCAUUGACGCAGUGGUCAUUAUGGAUGAAGAGACUUCAAGUGGUUUUAAUGGAAGGCUGGCAUUUUCUAUAGCAUCAUGUGUCCUUGGGGCCUCCUUUACAUUUGGUUACAACACUGGUGUAGUGAAUACAGCUGAAGGGGUUAUAAAAGAUUUUUAUAACAGAACUUAUGAAAGUCGAGAUGGUAAAGCCAUGGAACAGAGUACAAUGACAUUACUAUGGAGUUUUACUGUAGCAGCUUUUGCUUUGGGGGGAAUGAUCGGGGGUUUUAGUGCUGGAUACUUCUGUAACAAAUAUGGAAGAAAAGGGACAUUACUGAGAAAUAAUUUAUUAAAUUUACUAGGAGGAUUAUUAAUGAUGUUUUCUGACAAUGCCAAGUCUUAUGAGAUGUUGAUAGCUGGGAGACUUGUGAUUGGAAUAUGUGCAGGUAUAUUUACUGGAGCUGCACCUCUUUACCUGUCUGAGAUUGCACCCAUAUCUCUUCGAGGAUUUGCUGGCGUGUUCAACCAACUAGCUAUAACUUUUGGAGUGAUGAUAUCUGAAAUACUUGGAUUACAGUUUAUAUUAGGGACAGCUUAUUAUUGGAAAUAUGCUGUAGGUAUGACUAUUGUACCCAUGUGUUUACAGCUAUGUACUUUAAUUUGGUGUCCAGAAAGUCCAAGAUAUCUCAUGUUGUUAAAAAGUGAUGAAGAAUCUGCUGAGAAAGCAUUGAAAUGGUUAAGAAAUAAAGUAGAUGUGUCUGAUGAAAUAGAAGAAAUGAGAAUAGAAGGCGAAAGAAUGAGAAAAUCUAAAAAAUUCUCCAUCACAGAUUUAUUUCAUCAUAAAGAGUUAUUAACACCAUUAAUAAUUGGUUUGGUGAUGCAGCUUUCCCAACAAUGGGGAGGUAUAAAUGCUGUGAUAUAUUACUCCACUGAAAUUUUUGAAGGAGCAGGACUUUCUAAAGCAAGUGCUCAGUAUGCAACAGUUGGAGUGGGAGGAGUUAAUGUUGCCAUGACAUUUGUAUCAGCCCUGAUCAUGGAUAGGGCUGGAAGGAGAACUCUACAUUUGAUUGGUUUAGGUGGAAUGUUUGUAGGUUCUGUGGUGCUCACAAUAGGUUUAGAAUAUCAAUCACACCAUAAGUGGUUAUCCUACCUCUGCAUCGUAGCUGUUGUGCUGUAUAUUAUAUUCUUUGCCACUGGACCAGGUUCCAUUCCAUGGUUUAUUGUAGCAGAAUUAUUUGACCAGCAGUCAAGGUCAGCAGCUGUGAGUUUAGCUGUUCUAACCAACUGGUUUGCUAAUUUUUGUGUGGCAUUAGGCUAUCCUGAAAUGAAUACACAUCUAAAACAGUUAUCUUUUGUGCCUUUUGUGUGUCUUCUGUUCUUUUUCUGGUUGUUCACAUUCUUCAAAGUACCAGAGACCAAAGGUAGAAGUAUUGAAGAAAUUAGACAGAUGUUUCAACAGCCAAUAAAUGUCUCAUCAGAUGAUGGAACAGUUCAACGUGGGGGCAAAACUAAAUAUACCCUAAUACCAACAGAUGAACCUCCAGUAACAUAGGAUUGAAAAGUUUAGUUACAGUUAUAAUAUAAAACAAUUGAAUUUUCAACUGUUAUUCAUUUUUAUGGGUGUGGUAAGUUAAGUUUUGUUAGUAGUAUUUUUAUCAAGGUUUGGUUGGCAAAUGGUUUGUCACAGCAUGUUUGGGGGUAUUUAAUUCUUUUUAUUUUUGCUUGUUUUUUUCUUUCACUUUUCUUGUCCCAAAACUAAUUUCAGCAAAUGGUGAAAAUAUCUAGAGUUAGAGUCAUGCAGCUAUUUAAUUAUGAUUUCUUUCCUGUUUGACCAAAAUUUAUCCUUAGCAUCAGCAAGUUUGUUGGAAUACAUUCAUAUUGUAUUCUUAGACAGACCCCAUAUAGAAUCAGAAAACAUUUUCAUAAUUAGAGAAAGAAUCUCUAAUUAUUGAUUACGAACAACUAGCAUAAGAACUAGACUAAGGAAAGAUACAGUUAAUUAGAUCAGUUUGAAUUAAUAUGAAUAGACAUACUGCAAAUGAAUUCAUUACAAAUGUAAUACUGGCCAGUACAAUGUAUUCAAUUUUGGAAUAGUUUCAAAUGCUUUUGCAUUAUCUGAAAUGCUUUUCAUGGUUUUGGGUUGAAAAAUUUGGUUUUUGGGAUAUAUUUUGUAAUAUAUAUUUAAGGCAAUGUCACAAGUUAGUUUAUUAAACUAUUAGACUAUUGUUAAAGACAGUAUUUUGACCAUCAGAUGUCCCUUGUUUUUGUUAUGUUGUUUGGUUGCUUACUCAUUAACAUAUACCCAACAUCAUAUUUUAUUUAUAUAUGAUGUUGGCUGGUAAUUAUAUCAGUGAAGUUCCCGAACUUAACAAAUGAAUGAAAUUACAGGACUUUAUGGUAUAUCAUUGGAAUGGAGCUAUUACUCAUGUUAAUGUAAGCAGGUAGUAAUUUACAUAUUACCUCAAUUAUAUGGUUGUUAUAUCAAUGGGCAUUUUAUUGUUUAGUUGUUUUUUUAUGGGAGACAGACAAUAUUAUUUUUUAAAGGAAAUAUAUUUCUUUUUCAAAUAUUAUGUAAACAUAAAAGUCUAGAUUACUAUACUUAUUAAUCAAAUAUUUGGGAUUCAUGCUUUUAUACAGAUUAUUAUUUUUUGAUAAAUAGACAUCUUUCGAAUUCGUGCACUUCCCUGUAAAUUAACUGUGUCAUAAUGCUUAUGUUAUUACGUCACAGUAAGAAUGUAUUGUUCGAUGACUUUGUUUAUGCUGAUUUACUCCUCCCCCCGGGAUCAACCGAUGUAGCUCAUUCAUAAAAAAAAGAACUGGAGAUUGGUGUAUUAAACACAAACCUAUCAAUGUUAAAAGAUAAUCUCUUUUGAGGGGAUUAAUAAACUCCAUAAUAUAGAAAGAAAAAUUGGGAUACCAAUUGUUUAAGGUUGACGCUCAAUUUAUUUGCUUUCUUCAUACUAUUUGUGUAUUUGAUUAAAUCUUUUAGUAUGCUCAAAACAACAUUUGCUUUACUGAUGACAUUUCCAUGACUGUUUUUUACAAUCUUAUAAAAACAAGAAGAUGUGGUAUGAUUGCCAAUUCAAUGAGACAACUAUCCACCAGAGAUCAAAUGACAUAGAAGUUAACAACUUGUUCAGUUGUCAUACCGAAAACUUAUUUAAUCUUGUAUACUAGGCUUUAUAUCAGUUCAUGAUAAUAUAGUCUUUUAAAUGUGACUUAAUUUGAAAUAAAAGAGCUGAUGAUCAAUAAAGGAGUUAAUGAAAUGAAUAAAAUUAUGUAAAUUGUAUUAUUUUCGUGAAAAUGGUAUCAAGUAGGAAAAGUAAAUUAUUGUUAUAAUGACUGCAGCAUAUUUAUACUAAAAUGUAAGAUUUGUUAUCUAUAUAUCAGGAUGUGAAUUUUGUGUAUUUAUGACAUAUUGGUAUAAGAUUAUUGAUAUGGCUGGGUUAAAUGCUUAUUUAUGUUAUUUCUUUUUUAAUAUUAUUGCUUCAUUUUACUGAUGUCUUCAGAAAUGUUGAUGAUUAGAGCUAAUAUUUGUUAUGCAAAAUUGAGAGUUUAAAAAACAAAAUACUCUAAAUUCAGAAAUAAUUGGGUGUAUUUAUAUUUGUGAUUUUCAAAAAUAAAUAAAAAUAUGAGAUUGUUAUAUAAUAUAUAAAUAUAAGAUAUAAAAUAUAUAGAAUGCAUUACAAAAGGGGAAUAACUCUUGAAAUAACAGUAGAAAAUGUAUGAAAUUUAAGAAAAAAUAUCUCUUAAGACCAAAGAGAUUUUUAUAAACUGAUUUCAUGAUUUACAGCUGUACCAAUAACUAAAUUAAAUGAAACCAAAAAAUCUCUGCAUUAAUGUUUAACCUGUAUCUCCAUCAUAAUGGUCUUUGCCUGGGAUUUAUAUAAUAGUUAUAUUUAAGUUGUUGACAGAUAGAACAUAAGUAAAAUUCAAUUUGGUGCUUGAUCAGAAUAUUGUAACUUGUAUAACUUUGUGGUAUUUUGUUGUUCUAUCUAUGCAAUAAAACAGAAGUUUUUAUAUUAUUGAUAAUUGUGCAUAUUGAUAUUCACACAUAUAUUUUGUAUUCUUACAUCUUAUAUUUAUUCUUUGUGAAAAUGUAAAUUCAGUUAGAAUAUAUCUAUGCAAUAAAACAGAAGUUUAUAUAUUAGUGAUGAUAGUGCAUAUUGAUAUUUAUUUGUGUUUGGAUAUUCACACAUUUUUUUUGGUAUUCUUACAUCUUAUAUUUAUUCUUUGUGAAAUGCUCAGGAAGAGUGCAAUAAAUGUAUAGUAUUAAUGA